AUGGCGGAGCUGUGCCGCACGCACUCGUCGCUGGCAGGGCUGGACGAGGAGACGCUGUGGGAGAUGACGGAGAGCCACCGCCACAGGAUCGUGCGCAGCACCUGCCCCAGCCGCCUCACCCCCUACCUGCGCCAGGCCAAGGUGCUGGGCCAGCUGGACGAGGAGGAGGUGCUGCACAGCCCCCGCUUCACCAACUCGGCCAUGAGAGUCGGGCACCUGCUGGACUUGCUGAGGGCGCGCGGGAAGAACGGGGUGCUCGCCUUCCUGGAGAGCUUGAAGUUCCACAACCCCGACGUCUACACCCUGGUCACCGGGCUGCAGCCCGACGUGGACUUCAGCACCUUCAGCGGGCUCAUGGAGACGUCCAAGCUGACCGCAUGCCUGGCCGGAGCCAUUGGCAGCCUGCAAGAGGAGCUGAGCCAGGAGAAGGGGCAGAGGGAGGCGCUGGCGCAGCAAUGCCGGCGGCUGCAGGAGCGUCUGGGCCAGGCCGAGGCCCGGGCCGAGGGCCUGCAGCAGCUGGAGGCCGACCACGGCCGCAUGAAGCGUGAGGUCAGCGCCCACUUCCACGAGGUGCUGAAGCUCAAGGACGAGAUGCUCAGCCUCUCGCUGCAUUACAGCAACGCGCUGCAGGAGAAGGAGCUGGCCAGCACGCGCUGCCGCGGCCUGCAGGAGGAGCUCUAUCUGACGAAGCAGGAGCUGCAGCGCCAGAGGCUGUCGGCCUCCUGCGAGCGGGAGUUCCGAGAGCGGUCCCUGCGCAUGGCUGACGGCCUGGAGCCCGGAGCGGAGGAGCUGAGCCGCCUGAAGGAGGAGAACGAGAAGCUCCGCUCCCUGACAUUCAGCCUGGCGGAGAAGGACAUCCUGGAGCAGAGCCUGGACGAGGCCCUGGAGAGCAAGCAGGAGAUGGUGGACCGCAUCCACUCGCUGAGGGAGCGCGCCGUGGCGGCCGAGCGGCAGCGGAAGCAGUUCUGGGAAGAGAAGGAGCAGACCCUGCUGCAGUUCCAGAAGACCAAGGUGGACUGCGAGAUCUACAGGGAGAAGGUGACCGCCCUGCAGAGCCAGGUGGCCGAGCUGCAGAAGGAGCGGGACCAGGCCUACUCGGCCCGAGAUGCCGCCCAGGCGGAGAUUGCCCAGAGCCUGGCCGAGAAGGAUGCGCUCCGCAGGAAGCUGUUCGAGCUCACCGACCAGGGCUGCGACCUCCGCCAGCAGCUCCGCCAGCUGCAGGCCGGGUUGGCACCAGGGCCCAAGCAGGAGGCGGGGCCGAGGGAGCCCUGCUGGAGGGGAAAGCAGCGGCUGGUGCGCAUGUUCGCCAUCUGCCCGCCAGACGACAGUGACUGCAGCUGCCUCAGCUCCUCCGAGUCUCAGCUCUGGUCGGACCUGAGCGCCACAUCCAGCCGCGAGCUGGUGGACAGCUUCCGCUCCAGCAGCCCUGUGCCCCCCAGCCAGCUGUCCCUGUACAAGCGAGCCGCGGAGGACUUCCGGGAGGAUCCUUGGUCCUUCAGUGGCUUCUCGGAAACCCUGGAGGGGGACUGGAGAGCCUCCCCGGGAGCGAAGGCGGGUGACGCCGACCUGGAUUACGAGAUUAUAGACAGAGCAGACCUCCUAGAGUCUGAGCGCGGCCCACAGCUGGUCUCCAGGGGCCUCUGCGGCUCAGCCAGCAGCGCCCCCGUGCGGCGGCGGCCGGCCCGGAAGCUCCCGAGCCAGGUCACGGUGCUGGCCUUCCAGGGGGACGCGCUGCUGGAGCAGAUGAGCGUCAUCGGUGGGAACCACACGGGCAUCUUCAUCCACCGCGUCAGCCCUGGCUCGGCGGCCGACGAGAUGGCCUUGCGCCCGGGCACGCAGAUCGUCAUGGUGGACUGCGAGGCCACAGAGCCCUUCUUCAAGGCCGUCCUGCAGGGCGUGACCCUGGAGAAGGCUGUGGCUCUCCUCCGCAGGGUGGACGGCUUCUGCUGCCUGUCUGUGAAGGUCAACACGGAGGGUUAUAAGAAGCUGGUCCAGGACCUGGAGGCCAAAGUGGCCACCUCAGGGGACUCCUUCUACAUCCGGGUCAACCUGGCCCUGGAGGGGCAGGCGGAGGGGGAGCUGCUGGUGCACUGCGGUGACAUCCUGCAUGUCACAGACACCAUGUUCCAGGGCCGCGGCUGCUGGCACGCCCACCGCGUGGGCCCCUACAGCACCAGGGACACGGAUGGCGGCACCAUCCCCACCUACGCACGGGCACAGCAGCUGCUCAUCACCCUCCUGCGGGACCUGGCUCAGCAGAGCAGCUCCACCCGCAAGCCAUCUCCUGGAGGCUCCCAGAGGUUGGUCCGUAUCGUCACUGUGGACAGAACCAAGGCCAGCGCCCUGUGCUCAUCCUUUGACGGGACCCAGUCAGACGCCUCCCCCAGGGGCUUCUGGGCCGAGAGCUGCGUCACCCUGGCGCCCUACACGCGGGUGCACCCCCGCAGGCCCAGCCGGCCCCGGCCCGUGCUCCUGGUGCCCGGCUUGGUCGGGAGGAUCCUGAGUGAGAAGCUCUGCCUCCUGCAAGGGUUUAAGACAUGCCCGGCAGAGUGCUUGAGCCCGGAGGAGCGUGAGGCCGCCAGCCGGAGAGGGGACAUUGUCCAGGCAAGGGAGGCCGCUGGCAGCCGCUGGGUGCCCCGCUCGGCCCUGGAGCGCCUCAUGGAGAAGAGCACCCACGCCCUCCUGGACGUCCCACUGGGCAGCGUGCGCGCCCUGCACAGCAUGGAGAUCUUCCCCAUCGUCCUCCACAUCGUCAUCAACGAGAAGGCAGCCAAGAGACUCAGGAAGGCCCUGCAGCGGCUGGGUGCCUCGGAGGAGCAGCUCCUGGCGGCCAGCAGGCAGGAGGAGGGUGAGCUGGACAGGGCGCCCUGCCCCUGCUGCAGCCUGGCCCCUGAGGCCUGGGGUGACCUGGACACGCUGCUUAGCUGCGUCCGCUUUGCCAUCUCCGACGAGCAGAAGAAGGUGGUGUGGACGGAAGAGAGCCCCCCGUGA
This is a messenger RNA of Pipistrellus nathusii (Nathusius's pipistrelle), 2991 nucleotides long. The record is from the annotation of a GenBank genome assembly. NCBI's taxonomy places the organism in Eukaryota, Metazoa, Chordata, Mammalia, Chiroptera, Vespertilionidae.